UAUUUCCUUUUGCUUUACCCUUGAUCUUCAUUUUGUUUUCACUUUAACUUUGACUGUCAACUUCAAAACCGAAACCAAAUUUAUCAAGUUUUCGUAUAAUCAUUUUUAUCAAUCAUGUGCUCUGCGAUGGGUGUACCAGUUCUUCUUUAUUCCAUUUUUAUAGUAGUAAUUAUAUAUACAUAAGUAAAUGGACAUGCAAUUAUUGAAAUGGUACCUUUCAUUAUUCCUUUAUUGAAAAGAUACUGCAACAACCAUUUUGCUUUAAAGUUUAUGUGUAAGAGUUUUGCAUAGUUAUCGAAAUAUGUCUAUCUCAUCGAAAUGCAAUAUUUAUUGUGAAUGUUUUAGAAGUGAUUCAAAAUCUAAAGAAAAAUUCAUUAAACAUUUCAAUAACUGUAAUGAUGAGAAAGGUAAAAAAAUCUAUCUUCAUAUUUUAUUAGAAAUUGGAAAGUCUAUUGAAAAUGGGAAGCUUGAUUAUUUGAAAUGUUUAAAUUGGUAUACUGAUUUUAUAUCUUCAGUGAAAUCUUCAUCGGCCUUACAUAUUUAUUACAGUGAUGCUCUGAAUCCGUUUGCAGAAAGUAAUAUUAUUAUUUUUGUUUGCAAGCAUAAUGGUACAAAUAUUUUGGAAUAUUUAUUUAGUGAAGAGUGCACACUUAUCAAUAAUUUAUCCAUCAAAGUGAAAAAGAAUACAAUACAUCCAAGUAAUAAAGAUGACAAUUGUCAUAAUGCAUUUUACUAUGCAAUACUUAAUAAUAACUGUCACCUCCUGGAAACUCUAGUUAAUAAAUGGCCUAACAAUUAUUUUAAAAGGAAUGCAGAUGAAAUAGAUCAACUUUUAUGCUUAACAUAUAAAGAAUUUAAAUUGAAAAACAUAGCUUUAUCAGAUGAAAUUCAAGUGUGUGUUGAAGCAAUUUUGAUAAAUAUUCAUUUUUAUGAUGAUGGUACUCAAGUGAAACAUUCGAAUCCAAUCGAACUUAUGAAAGAAAGAAUUCAAUUAGUUCUUGAGAGCGUGGAUUCAUUAAAAAGCUUAAAUACAGACAGUGAAGAGAAUGAAAACUUUUUGCUAAUAGCAAAGUACAUUGCACAAAAUUUGUUCAUAUUAAAAGGGCAAUUAAAAUGUUCUUAUGAUAAAUUACCAUGGGAAGAAAUGGAGUUCUGUUUAACAAUAUUUAUAAGUUCUAGAAUCCAAAAUCAUGAAUUGAAUUUAUUUUAUAGUUUUGUAUUGACUAAAGAUAAAAUACUGAUAUAUUUAGAUAAUUUUGUCAGUGUCCUAAAAGAAGAAAGCAAGAAUAUUGGGAAGAUAGGAGUUAAAAACUUAAGAAAAGCUCCAGAAAUAAAAGACAGGAAAAAGAUUAUUGCCAGUGUUCUUAAAAAUCAUCCUGCUUUUGAAGAAUUAUAUUCUGAUUAUCAACUUGUGAGAGAUUUACAUUCAUUGGAAACUAUUAGAAGGUAUGUCAAUUUAGCAGUUUCUGUUGAUGUUGCAAAUGAAGAUGAAUGUUUAAUUAUCAAACGUACUAUUCAAAUUAUUGGUGAACAUUUAAAAAAUACUUUAGAGUCCCCCAAAUUAUCCGACUCUUCAGCUGAGCUCAUUUUGUCCAAUCUACCUCGAAACUCUUUGCAAAUUGUUGCGAAUUUACGAAAUUCAUUCUCUCAUACAUUUUUCUCUACAAAUUGGCAGUUGAUUCCAGAAAAUGCUGGCACUGACUUUUUUAAAAAUAUUCAAAAUGAUGUAAAAAAUAUCUCUAAUGUAGUGUUGGAAAUUUUAGCAAAAAAUAAAAUCAAAAUACUUAAACUGCUGUUAGAAAGUAUUAUAAAGUGUGAAACAUUAGAAGAGCUAGUAAAUAAGAUGAAAAUAUUAAAAGAUGUUGAAUUACAAAAUAUCUUCACUCAAGAUGUGGUUGAUCAAAUUGAUUACAUUGAACAUCUAAUUGAAGAAAUUACUGAUAAAAUAACAAAUAAAACAACAUUGGAAAAAAAUCUGUUGUAUAAAAUUAAACUAAUAAUCACUUCAGAAAAAAACAGGAAGACUAAAAUGAAAACUGAUUAUGUUAUAGGUUAUUCCUAUUUUCAAAUUCUUUUGAAGCAUUUUCAGCUAUUGAAACUUGACUGUAAUCAUAUGCGAGUAAUCAAGUUCAGAGCAAAGAAAAGUUUACAAUACAUUACAUCAAAUAGUAAGACUGAAAAUUUAAAAGAAAUUUCUGAAAAUGUUAUAGAGUUAUUCGAAAUCAAUAAUAAUAAGAUUUAUGAAAAUAAUUUUACUGAAAUUGUAAUGCUCAUUAAGAAAUUAUUUAUUUAUAUUGAGUUUCAAGUAGGACGUGUAAAAUGGUUAGAUGAAUUAAGAUUACAGUUAAGCCAUCAUAAAUCUGUAAGCAGUAAUGCAGAAAUUACUUUUAAGAAAGGAAAGAACUGUACAAAAGAAGAAUUAGAUUUUGAAUUAUCUUCAAAAUUAUGUACUUUUAAAAAAAUAAUUUUGAAAAAUAUAUCUGAAAUUCAAUUAAUUAAAAAUUAUUCUUUAUAUAAAAACAAUGAUAAAUUAAAAAUAAUAAUUGAGACUCUAGUAUUAGAUGUACUAUGUAUUUUGAAUGAGUUUCAACGCUUAACCAAUAACUCUUUGUUUUUUGACUGUGAUAUACCUGUGCUAGUUGGAAGAGUUUUACGAAACCACUUGGCUCACAAUAAUAUCUUGCUGAAUAUUUUUCAAUUAGAUCACUCAAUUGCUGUGCUUAUAAAUGCUAGGCAUAUAGCAUUAGAAAAUAUUGUUAAACAUAGUAGACCAAUUGGUAAAAUCGUGGAAAACAACCCCCUCAAAAUAAGAAUAAUACAUCAAAGAGAAUUAAAAAUACUUGAUUUAAAAAAAGCUUUUUUUGAUUCCAUAGCUACAGGGAAUAUUGAAAAACUGCAACAUUUAAUCAAACAAGGCGCAGAUGUUAAAGAAAGAAGUUUUAAUUUGAGGACUGCAUUGCAUUUUGCUGCAAUGGGAGAUAGUGUUGAAAUCAUGAAAUUCCUUCUUUAUUAUAAUUUAAGUAUUAAUGACAAGGACAUUAAUGGUCGAACCCCGCUCCAUAUUGCUUCUUUGCUUGGGCAUAUAAAUAUUAUUAUAUUCCUAAUUGAAGAAUUAAAAGUAAAUGUUAAUGAUACUGACAAUAUGGGAAAAAUUCCUUUACACCUUGCAGCACAAAAUGGCCAUGGAAAUGUAGUCAAUCUAUUGUUAAAAUGCCAGUCAAAGAUGAACCUAAAAGAUGCUAUGGAUUGUUCCCCUUUAUUCUAUGCACUUGUCAAUAAUCAUAUAAAUGUUGCACGUAUUCUUUUAAGCUAUAAUUCAGUAAAUGAAAGUGUACAGUUAGGGGGUUUUACAUCAUUGCAUACUGCUGCAGAAUUUGGACAUUUGGAAAUAGUUGAUUUAUUGUUAAGAAAAGCAGCAAAUGUUAAUGCAAAAACAGACAGGCAAACAACACCAUUGCAUCUAUCAGCAUUAAAUGGUCAUAUGGGCAUUGUAAAACUUUUAAUCAGAAAAGGUGCCUCAAUAAAUAAUCAUAAUAUUGAUGGUGGCACUCCAUUGCAUUAUGCAGUUGAAAAUGGCCAUGAGAAGAUAGCCGAAUUUCUUUUAAAGCAUGGUGCUAAUGUCAAUGCUUUAGAUUGUUGUUCUUAUACACCAUUAAAUUUUGCAGCUGAAGAUGGAUAUUUUAAUAUAGUUGACAUUUUAGUUAAAAACAAUGCUGACAUUAACAAUGCUACAAUAGGGAAUGAAACUCCAUUACAUCUUGCUGCAAAGAAUGGUCAUUUAGAUAUUGUUGAAUUUUUGUGUAAUAAAAAUGCUAUACUGCAUUUAAAAGAUUUAAUGGGUUUUACUGCACUACAUUAUAGUUGUCUGCAUGGCCAUGAACAUGUAGUCAAUUAUUUGAUAGAGAAAGGUGCAAAAAUCAAUGCAACAGAUUCAGAAAAAAGAAUGUCACUGCAUUUAGCAGCUUUGAAUGGCCAUACUAAAGUUAUAGAAAUUUUAAUCUCAAAAGGAAUCGAUGUGAACUCUACAGAUGCUAAAGGAUGUUCAGCAUUGCAUUUGAGUGUAGCUAAUGACAAAAAAAAUACAGUAGAAUUCCUAUUGAAUAAAGGAGUCCUGGUUAAUAUCUGGAAUGAUUUUCAUAUCUCGCCCUUAUUUUCUGCUAUUAAAAAUCACAACAUGAAAAUUUUGGAAUUAUUAAUAACAAGAGGAGCUGAUAUAAAUUUAAUUAACUUUUAUGGCUUAAAAGCUUUGCAUUUUGCUGCCCUAUGUGGAAAUAGGAAAAUUAUUGAAGAACUAAUUAAGCAAAAUGCUGAUGUAAAUGAUAGGUCUUCUGGAGAAACACCACUGCAUUUAGCUGUACUAAAUAAUACUAUAGAAGUAGUUGAAAUGUUAAUUAAAAAUGGGGCUCAAGUAGAUGUAGAAAAUGAAUCUGGAUUUACUCCAUUGUGUUUUGCUGUUGAAAAUAAUGAUAAAGAGACUGUUGAGAUGUUAAUUAACAAUGGAGCAAAUAUCUAUGCAAAUGAUGGCUAUCCUCUUUUUUUUGCAUUUUAUAAUGGUUUUCAUGAUCUUGUUGAAAUAUUUCUGCUAAAUGAAAAUUUUGAAAUAAAUAAGAAGAUUUUCACUGAUAUAACCCCACUUCAUAUAGCUGCUAAAUUAGGCCAUAGAAUUAUUGUUGAAACUUUAAUAAAUAAAAAAAAUGCAGAUGUUAAUGCUGUAACAGCCAUUGAUAAUGCAACACCUCUUCAUUGGGCAGCAAGUGAAGGAGCAAUUGAGGUAGUUAAAAUUUUAUUGAAAAAGAAAGCAAAAAUAAAUGCAAGAUCUGUAGAUGGAUAUACCCCUUUACAUUUAGCUGUUUAUUCAGGACACAUAACUGUUGUGAAAUUAUUAAUUGAAAGUGGUGCAAAUGUUAAUAUUGCUGAUUACAAAAAUAGAACAGCUAUAGAAUUGGCAGUAGCUCAUGGGAAAUUGGAAAUUGUGAAAAUGCUAUCAGAAUUGAAAAGAAUAAAUAUUCAUGAUAAGGCAAAUGAUGGUCUCUCUUUGCUUCAUAUUGCUGCACAGUUUGGGCGCCUUGAUAUAAUGAAGUAUUUAAUUGAAAAAGGAAUCGAUAUAAAUUCUGAAAAUGAUGCUGGAACUAAAUCUAUACAUUUUGCUGCAAGAGAUGGACAUAAAGAUAUUGUCCAGUUUCUUUUAGAUUUGGAUCCUAAUGGUAAACAUUUAACAGUAGAUGGUUACACACCUGUACACUAUGCUGUGCUGGGAGGUCAUACUGAUAUUUUGAAAUUCUUAAUUGAUAAAAAAUUUGAUAUUAAUGUUUCUAGUAGGUAUGGGGUUUUACCAAUACAUAUGGCAGUCAAUGUAAAUAACGAAAAUAUACUGAGGAUUCUUUUGCAUCAUGGAGCAUUCUAUAAUGCAGUUCAUAAUACCUUCACACCAUUAAAAAUUGCUCAAGUAAAGAAUUAUGUGCAAUGUGCUGAUUUAUUAGAAUCAGUAGAAAAAUUAUUUAAUGCUGUAAAAAAAAAUAAUAUUGCACAAGUUAAAAGUUAUAUUAAAAAUAAAGUUCCAAUUAAUGUGAGAAAUGCUGAUAAUAUUGCACUUUUGCAUUAUGCUUGUUGGAAAGGUUAUGAGAAUAUUGUUGAUAUUCUACUAAAAAAUAAAGCAGACCCUAACAUUUUUGGUAAGGGAAAUUGUACACCUUUGCAUUACGCUGCCAAAUUUAAUCAUUUUACUAUUGUUAAAUCUUUACUUUUACAUGGAGGAAUAUAUAAUGCCAUGAGUAGUAAUUAUAAAAGCCCUUUAGAUUUUGCUACAUUUGAUGAUAUUAAAAAUUUAUUGCAGUUGAUAGAUAAAUCUUUCAAAAUGGUUAAAAAUGGUGAUACAAAGAUUAUAUCAGUAUUGAAAAAAAAUGAGAAUAGAAAUAUAUUAAGAUGCAUACUGAAUGCUCAUGAUCAGGAUGAUAAAACACUUAUUACUGUUGGAAUAAAUUCAGACUUUCCUACAUUAAAUCAGUUGAAAUCUCUUUAUCAAGAUGGUAUGUCUGCAGAAAUGGACAAAGCAUAUGAUCUCUGUGAUAAAGAACAUUAUCAAGAAGCUAUAUCUAUUUUUGAAUCUGUGCUAGAAAAAAGAAAACAAUUGUUUGGAGAAGACAAUCUUGAUACUUUAAAAAUUCAACAAAUUCAAGCCAAAGCCCUAUAUAAAUUUCAUAACUAUCAUAAAGCUUUGGAAUUAUUUGAAUCAAUAUAUCAAAAACAAAAGCAGUUACUUGGCAUAAAUAAUUGUGAAACUCUGGAAACUCGAGAAUAUAUUGCACUUGUCUUUCACAUUCUAGGAAAAGAUGAAGAAGCGAUAAAUAUUUUUAGAGAAAUUCUGCCCAAACAAAAAGAAAUAUUAGGUCCAAACCACAUUAAUGUUUUACAAACACAAAGUGACAUGGCUCUUGCUUUAAAUGCAGUUGGUAAAUAUGAAGAAGCUCUUAAUUUGAAUCAUGAAGUGUACAAACUGUCCAUGAAAUGGCAUUCAAAGCAUUCACUAACUUUAAUUUCUAAAAAUAAUAUUGCUGUAGUACUGUUACAUCAAGGGAAGUUAGAAGAAUCUUUGAGGAUUUUUAAAGAAGUUUAUGAAAUAAAAAAGAAAAUACUUGGUCCAAAUCACUCAGAUACAUUAAGAACAUAUUGUAAUAUUAAAUCAGUUCAGGCAAAAAUGGAUAAAACUGCUGAUCACAGUCAGUCAUUUAAAGAAGUUUUAAAUCUGCAAAAAACUUUAUUUGGAAUGCAGAAUCGUGAUACCAUUUACACACAGGUGAAUACAGCAACUAGCCUUUUUAUGCAAGGAAAACACCAUGAAGCAAAAAAGAUGUAUGAAGAAUGCAUUGAUAAUGCAACAAAUAUUUUGGGACAAAACCAUCCAACACUUAUUUUUAUCAAAAAACAAUUAAAAGCUAUAAAAUUAGCAUUUGAAAUGAAAGGACAGUAUGAUUUUAGUGAGAGUACAAAUAAUUACAAUAUGAGAGAACUUCCUGUUGAAUAUAUGUAUAAAAUGUUUUCAGAUAUGGGACAAGAUGAUGAUAUUAACGAUAAAGACAUAAGUGGGGUAACUGAACUACAAUAUGUUGUGAAUGAAGGACCAAUCAUUGAAAUUCAAAGCAGGGAUUAAUUAAAUGGUAACUUCAAAUAAAGGCAAUGUUGCUUUGCAUGCUGCUGCAUUCAAAGGUUAUACUUACAUUGUUGUACUUUUAUUAAAACACAUGAAAGAUAAUAAUAAUUUAAAAUUGAAAGAUUUUACUGAUGCUAAAACUGAUAACCAUAGAAAUAUUAUUUUCAACAUUGUUCCAAAUAUAAAAAAUAAACAAACGCAGCUUUAUGUCUGGUGAAAUAUGGAGCUAAGUUUAAUAUAUAUAUAAAAAAAAGACAAUACUUUUGUAUGUCAUUAAAAAAUGAAGACAAUCAAAUAAUAUUACCAUUCAUUUAUAAGCUUUUUGAUGCACUAGAAAGUACUAAUGAAAGUUUCACUACAUUAUUUAUAAAAUAAUGUAUUGAAACUUGAAGAUGAUGAGAUUUCAGAAGUUUUAAAUGCUCAAAAUUUGAAUGGUAAAAGCUUAUUACAAAGUGCUGCAUUAUAUCAGCCAUCUCUCUCUUUAACGAGCUUGAAAUUUUUUUGCAGAAAAAACAAUUACAUAAACAAUAAAUGUUUACUUGUUUUACUUUUAUAAGCUUAACUAAAUAUUAAAUUAUACAUAGCAAACCAGUACUUAAAAAAUUAAGUAACUUUUGAUUUUAAUCUUGAUUUUUUUUGGAAUAACUUUACAUAUUUGCAAACUUAAAUUAUCAUGGAAUUGCAAAUAUAAAAUAUACUCUUUCAAGUCUGAUAACAAUACUUUUUUUUAUUUAAGUAAUAUACUUUUUA
This is a messenger RNA of Argiope bruennichi, 7897 nucleotides long. RefSeq lists its product as uncharacterized. NCBI's taxonomy places the organism in Eukaryota, Metazoa, Arthropoda, Arachnida, Araneae, Araneidae. Bases 302 to 7147 code for a protein of 2281 amino acids. Gene Ontology annotation, molecular function: protein binding. The record is from RefSeq and is a predicted model, not a curated record. The transcript has a single exon.